UUUUCGGUUUUCGGUUUUUCGAGUUCGGUUCGGUUUGGAUUUUGAACUAAAUUCGAUUUUUCGGUUUUGGUUCGGUUUUGGCAAAAAACCGAACCGAAACCCUAAUGCACACCCCUAGUCACAGGACCAACAAUCCGACCUCAAAUUCAACCACAGAUCAAUUUUUCAUUUUUUUUAUUAUUCUCUAAUUUCAUGUGUUAAUUAUAGUGUACAGUAUUUGUAAAAUCAAAAUAGAAAAAAACUGAAAAAUUGAAAAUUACAUAAAGAAAAUAUGUAACAUUGCAGAAAUAAAUACAAAAGAACAUAAGUUUAAAUUGUGAUAUUCGUAAAAUGAAAAUAAAUAAUUAAAAAAUCAAAAAAUACUUAACUAGACUCUCCAAAUUACAUAAUUAAAAUACUGAAAAUUUUCAUAAAAUCGAUAGUGCAAUUGUUGAGUUAUUUGAUUGUUACAAGAUAGCAUUUUUUAGCCACUCACUCUUAUAUAUACUUUCAUUGGCUAUAUUUUUGUGCUUAACAUGUAACAAACAAUCAUACAACAUCGUUUUUGUCACCUGAUUUAUUUAUUUUUGUUGUAUAUGUCACACUAGCACAAAUUUUCAGAAUGCUCAGUCAGUUAUGCAAUGCAAGAUAUGAAAAACAAAAAAAAACUUGGCAACAAGAUAUACCGUAUAAUACUUAUUCAUAUAUGAACUAUGAUACUUCUGUGAACAAGAUCAUAAGAAUGGAGUAAAAAAUAGUUGAGUACAAAACACAUAACAAAGAUCAAUUGGGUCACUGAAAAUAAUAUUUUUAGCUACAAAACAAAUUUGCAUGCACAAGAGACUGUCAAUCAUUAUCGUUAUUGCCUUUUAUUUUAACUACAAUAGUACCAACUUUUCAAUCAAUAAUACUCCAUAUUCUGAAUCCAUUCCUUCAUAUAUGUAUGUAAGCUCUAUACUAUACAAUCAUAUGGCCUCCAAAAUUGAGUGCAAUAUAAAUUUUCAUCGCAAAAAGAUAAUAUAAAAGAAAUUAAGUCAUUUUUAAAAGUUUGGGCAUUAUUAACUUUAAAAAAAUGAAUUAUACUCCAAAUAACAAUAGAUUUUUUAGAAAUUAAUCUAUUUUUAUAAAUAAAAAUUUAAACUUGCAGCCACAAUAAGCGUCCACGCAAAAUAAAAGCAUCAUACAAUGCUGCCACCUAUAUAACACGGAUACUUCACUUUGUUGCCGUAUCGCGUAUCGGAUACGUAUCCGAUACCGAUACGCGACGGAUACGCGACGGAUACGUAUCCUGGGCGUAUCCGCGGGAUGGGCCGUAUUGGGCCGGGAAACCUCAGAUUCGAUACGUAUCUCGGUGGAUACGGCCCAGUUUAAAGCCCAUCUAAAGGAGCCGGCCCGAUAGAAUUAACGGGCUGGACCAAAAAGCCCAUUUGUGAUGUAGCCCAUUGCAGCUGGAUGAACAAAUCUAGCUCUAUAAAUAAUGAUGCUCUAUACAAUAUAAGAUUCCACACAAUUGAGAAAGCCGCAGCUAGGUCAAAAACUCCCCGCCUCCAUAGAUUCGCAGUAUGGCAUCUCCAAAUCUGAGUGCUACUGCUGCUAGUUCUAGUGCUAGUUCUGCUGCUAGUUCUAGUGUUGGAUCUGGGUCCAGACAAAUAACUGAUAUCAGGGCUCCAUUGUGGGAUCAUGUCACCAUUCUAGAGAAGCCUAAACCUGGUGGAGGAAAUAUAUUAUGGAGAUGCAACUAUUGUCCAUUUUCAAAAAGCACUAGCUAUACAAGAGUUGAAGCUCAUUUGCUGCAAAAAUUAAGACAGGGGAUUAAGACAUGUCCAAAUGUUUCAUUUGAAAUGCUGAGUGACAUGAGGAGGGAAGUGGAAAAGUGUAAGGAGCUAUUGGAAAGAUCAAAGGCAUGCACUGUUUCUUUGCCUGUAGCUCCUUCAGACAACAGCAAGAGGACCAAGAGGGGGCCUGUUUCUCAAUUGGAAAAAUCAUGGGCAUUGCAAGACCGCAAGCACUUGGAUGCUUUAAUUGUUAGAGCAAUGUUUUCUGGAGGGAUUUCUUUCAACUUUCUGAGAAACCCAUAUUUUAGAGAAGCUUUUGCAUUUGCUUGCAGCCGCAAUUUGCCAAGUUACACAAUACCUGGGUAUAACAGGGCAAGGGAAUCACUGCUCAAGCAAGAAAGAAGGCACAUAGAGACUCUAUUGGAGAGUACAAAGAGCACAUGGCCAGAGAAAGGGGUCACAAUCUGCUCUGAUGGUUGGUCAGAUCCUCAGAGGAGGCCAAUCAUCAACUUCACCGCUGUUUCUGAGAAAGCACCAAUGUUUUUGAGGGCUGACAAUUGUGAAGGAGAAUACAAGUCAAAAGAAUAUAUUGCUGAGAAGUUGAGGGCUAUCAUUGAUGAAGUAGGUCGACAAAAUGUGGUACAAAUCAUCACAGAUAAUGCUGCAAAUUGCAAAGGUGCGGGUCUUUUAAUUGAAGCUGAAAAUGAUCACAUAUUUUGGACACCUUGUGUAGUGCAUACUCUCAACCUUGCUAUGAAAAAUAUAUGUGAACCUAAACUGCCAAGGACACCUACUGAUGAGGAUAUGCAGGUUUGGAGUCGAUUAGAAUUUAUAAACAAUGUCAAAGUUGAGGCUACUAUGAUCAAGAAUUUCAUAAUGAAUCAUGGCAUGCGUCUUUCCAUGUUUAAUGAGUUCAGCCAUUUGAAGUUGCUCUCUAUUGCUGAAACAAGAUUUGCAUCGGUUGUGUGUAUGCUAAAACGGUUUGUUGAGGUAAAAGCAGCUCUCCAACACAUGGUGAUUAGUGACAAAUGGAGCAUCUACAAAGAGGAUGCUUCAACUGCCCAACAUGUAAAGGAAAAAAUACUAAGUGAUGUCUGGUGGGGCAAUGUGGAAUACAUUCUUAGGUUCACUAGUCCUAUCUAUGAUAUGAUACGCUUUGCGGACACCGACACCCCGUGUCUUCACUUAAUCUAUGAGAUGUGGGAUUCAAUGAUUGAGAAAGUGAAGAAAGAAAUAUAUUUGUAUGAAGGGAAGGAACCAAAUGAGGAGUCAGACCUCUACUCUGUUAUUCAUGAUAUAUUGAUUGCUAGGUGGACAAAAGGCAAUAAUCCACUUCAUUGUUUGGCUCAUUCACUCAAUCCAAGAUUUUACAGCAACAUGUGGCUUCAAGAAGGUGCUGGCCGACUACCCCCCCACAAGGACAAGGAAAUAUCACAAAUGAGGAUGACUUGCUUCAAGAAAUUCUUUCGCAUACCGCAAGAGUUGGCUGCAGUGAAGGAAGAAUAUGCAAGGUUUUCUAGUUGUUCAGAAGAAUUCAAUGACCCUGAUUCUAUACAUGAUAGAUGGGCUGUUUCCCCAAUGACAUGGUGGACAAAUCAUGGACAAUCUAUCCCUCUUUUGAUGAGUUUGGCCAUGAAACUGCUCAGCCAACCGGCCUCUUCUUCUUGCUGUGAAAGAAAUUGGAGCACAUAUAGCUUCAUCCAUAGUGUCAAGAGAAAUGCCUUAACUCCUGAGCGGGCUGAAGAUUUGGUCUUUGUGCACUCAAAUCUGAGACAUUUGUCAAGAAGAACUGAUGCAUACAAGAAAGGAGAGACAAGGAUGUGGGAUGUUGGGGGAGAUUCUUUUGAUUCCCUUAGUGGUGUUGGUCUUCUUGAAGUUGCUGACCUCUCCAUUGAUGAACCUGAGUUGCAGGCUGUAUCAUUUGGAUUGGGUGAUGCCGAGGAUGAAGGUGUGGAGCUGGAGGAGACGGGGAAUGAGGAAGAAGCUUGAUGUUGAUGGCUUGAUGCUAGUUUGCUACUACCUUUUAAUUAUUUCCUAAUUUAGAACCUGCUGCUAUCAUGUUAUUUUGAGUGUAAUAGACCUUUAAUGUCUCUAUGUUGAAUUAGAAUAUCUAUUUUGUAAUUUAUUUUGCACUAUUAUUAUUUAUUAAAAAAAAUAGUUAAAACGUA
Molecule: messenger RNA, 3922 nt
Organism: Salvia splendens (bonfire salvia)
Lineage: Eukaryota; Viridiplantae; Streptophyta; Magnoliopsida; Lamiales; Lamiaceae
Exons: 3
Coding region: 1542-3743 (733 amino acids)
Molecular function (GO): protein dimerization activity
Source: RefSeq, a predicted model, not a curated record